Rhododendron vialii is the source of this 1953-nucleotide messenger RNA. Its product is annotated as zinc finger BED domain-containing protein RICESLEEPER 2-like. The transcript is spliced from 8 exons. Lineage: Eukaryota; Viridiplantae; Streptophyta; Magnoliopsida; Ericales; Ericaceae. Bases 1 to 1953 code for a protein of 650 amino acids. The record is from RefSeq and is a predicted model, not a curated record. Gene Ontology annotation, molecular function: DNA binding; protein dimerization activity.
AUGGAUUUCCAGAUUCAGGUCAUGAAGAAUUCGGUGUCGGAAUUGGGUACUUGGGAUGGAUACAUAGUUCACCUUGAGCUGCUCUGGUUAUGGUUUUCUGCACAUGAGAUGGAUCCUGAAAACAUUCAUUUUGACAAUGAGGAUUUAAACCUUGACCCAAAUGAUGAUGAACUAACUCUACCAGCUGGAAGGGAGUCUGUAGGUGAAGCUGCUUCAAACAUUGCAGCAGGUUUUAAUCCUACAGGCGUAACAGGCUGUAGCCAAUCAGCCCAGUCUGGUGGAACAAGGCGUUACUCUUGGGUAUGGAAACAUGCAACUAUAGUUAAUAACUAUAAAAAUGCACAGGGAAUUGAUUUAGGAUCUAGAGCUGUAUGUCAUUAUUGUCCAAAUAAUUAUACUUGCGUAAGUAAGGGUGGUGUAGGGCAUCUUCAACGACAUUUAGAAAACAAACAUAAAAAAUUUAAACAUUCUGAAGUUGGAGUCAGUGGUGAAUCUGGUGGUUUUGAUUCCGUAGGUGGUACGUCGAAUUUCGUAUAUUCUCAAUCUAGUAUGAGAGAGGGGUUGGCCCGUUACGUAGUUGCAGCAGAACAACCAUUUACUUUUGGUGAUGAUAUUAGAUUUGAAUAUUUUGUUAAACAUUAUCUUAAUCCUCUUUUUUCGAAAGUUUCUAGAAAUACAACCAGAAGUGAUUCUUUGAAAGCUUUUAUUGAAGUUAGAAAAAUUUUGAUGAGUGAAAUUGCAGAACUUGGUAGUUUAAUCUCUUUUACUUCUGAUUUGUGGAGUGGUCGAAAUAAUCUUGGUUACAUUUCUGUGACAGCUCAUUAUAUAGACUCCAAUUGGAUUUUGAAUAAAAAAAUUAUUGCUUUCCGUUUAAUGGAGGAGUUUGAAAUUGUUGAUAAAGUUUUUAGUAUUACUUUUGAUAACCAUUCUGCUAAUACCAGUUCAAUUGAUUUGUUCAAACAAAAUUUGACUACUCUUCAUGCUGGACAAUUUUUUCAUGUGCGAUGUCUAGGCAACAAGAAUUUGAAGGAUUGUGUGAAUCAUGCUGACGUAAUUUCUGCUUAUAUUAAUUCCAAGCAUAUGCGUACUGAUGGUGGUUUAACUCGAGGUGAUUGGAAGAUUGCUUUUGAGUUUAUGAAUUUUUUGAAAAUAUUUUAUGCUGCUACCUUAGCUUGCUCAGGUGUUCGUUAUCCUACUACUUGUAUUGUGCUUAAUCACUUGUAUAAUAUGAGUCACACUCUUAAAAGUCAUAGAAUGAAACCAAAUUUUGUAGCUGCUUGUAAGUCUAUGGAAGAUAAAUUUAACAAAUAUUUCGAAAACAUGCCAACAAUAUUUAUUGUAGCUUCUGUAAUGGACCCAAGGAUUAAGGUAAGGGGUGUUGAAAAGCUCUUAAAAGGGCUUGGUGAGAAUUUAGGGAUUACAUUACCUUCUAUUUCUACUGUCACUGCGCUGUUGACUUCUAUAUAUGCUUCAUAUGAGUCUAAAUUUGCAUGCACUACUGCUGCUCCAUAUUCUUCAAGUAUUAAUAACCCAUGUUCUACAAGUAACAAUGAGAAUGACCCAUCUUGGUUUCUGAUUUCAGGGCCAAGUAGUAGUGAAACUUUAUCACGAUCUGAACUUACUCAAUAUUUAGAGAUAAAUUUAGUUACCAAUGAGGAGUUUCAAUCAUUUGAUAUCUUAGCUUGGUGGAAAAAAACUGAAAAGACAUUUCCUAUUCUUUCUAUCAUGGCACGUGAUUUACUAACACCACCUGUGUCUUCAGUGGCUUCCGAAUCUGCUUUUAGUGCAGGUAAUAGAGUGUUGGAUGAAAGGAGGAGCAGACUAGCUCCCGACAUUUUAGACUGUCUUAUAUGCUUAAAAGAUUGGGAGGAUGCACGUCUUGGAAUUCAAAGAUGCCAUCCUAGAGAUGAAUUCAGAGAUUAUUUUUCGGACUCAGAUAUAGAUGCUGAUUAG